This is a messenger RNA of Laetiporus sulphureus 93-53, 1210 nucleotides long. RefSeq names its product Metallo-hydrolase/oxidoreductase. Gene Ontology annotation, molecular function: transferase activity. Bases 4 to 1095 code for a protein of 363 amino acids. The record is from RefSeq and is a predicted model, not a curated record. The transcript is spliced from 7 exons. Lineage: Eukaryota; Fungi; Basidiomycota; Agaricomycetes; Polyporales; Laetiporaceae.
GUCAUGGCUCCUCUCCGAACUGUCGAUAAGUUCGUGGUGACCUUCUUGGUCGAUAACUGCAUAGAAUGGAUGACGAAGUUGCCUCCGGGCUUCACGCAUGAGAUGCGAACGCACCUCACUGAACAUAAUCCACCUAUCGAUGAGUUGACCGGGAUCCCCUUUGUGGACUUCGAGAACUACUGCUGUGGCGCGCAUGGCUUCUCCGCACUGAUCGAGACUCAAAUCGAGGGCGAGAAGUCGCACUACACGCUCUUCGAUACAGGCCCCGAAUCGCGCUCGAUCGCGCGCAACAUCGCAGCGAUGCACGUCCCCACCCACCGCAUCGACCGCAUCAUCCUCUCGCACUGGCACUCGGACCACAGCGGCGGCAUGCUCUCCUUCCUCCGCAUCCGCGCGGAGGACCCCGCGUCGGCCAGCGCGCCGCCGUGCGUCGUCGAUCUGCACCCGAGCAGGCCGAUCGCGCGGGGGAUGGCACCGCAGCCGCAGGGGAUUGUCAUUGGGCGGCACCCGCCGGACCCGACGUUCGAGCAGUUGAGGGAGGCGGGCGCGGUGGUGGAGACGCAUAAGGAGGGGCAUGCGGUUGCGGAUGGGACGGUGUGGGUGAGUGGGGAGAUCCCGCGGGUGACGGAGUUUGAGGGCGGGUUGCCGGGAGGCGUGAGGUGGGUGGAGAAGGAGGGGAAGGGUGAGUGGGUGAAGGAAGAUCACUUGAUGGACGAGCGGUACGCCGCAGUAGACGUUGCUGGGAAAGGCUUGAUAUUGUUCUCUGCAUGCUCUCAUGCUGGUAUCGUGAACGUUGUCAAGGACGCAGUCAUGACGUUCGCAAGACCGGUCUACAUGAUUAUCGGCGGACUGCACUUGGCUGGCACGGAUCUGACGCCUCGCAUUGAGCCUACCGUAAAGUUCUUGUCCAAGCAGCUGAGACCCGCGCCGGCAUACGUGCUGCCGAUGCACUGCAGUGGAUUCGUGGCCAAGAUUGCAUUGGAGGCAGCGUUGGGUGAAGGAUGUGUACCUGCUGGUGUGGGCCACAAAGUGGAGGUAGCAGGGGAUCGUGAGGCGGAAAAGAAGAUGUUUCCUCCAUCCAUCGAUUCAGAUUAGUUCUUUAAAGUCUCUGUAUGUAUGACCUUGAAUGUAGCUCUUGAAAUCAUGUAACAAGCGUAUAAACGGUUGUACUAGUCUGCUCAAUAGGAUCCCGCGUUUUAGUCACCGCACA